AGCAUUCAAUAUUAUGAAAACAAUGUAUGGUGGUUUUGGUGAAGUUGGUGCUAGUAAAGUUGAUUGUAAGAAUUAUAGAAGGGAUUUGAAUCUUUACAUCGGAGAGUAUGAUGCUGAAAUGGUAGUUAGGCGUCUUAUUAGGAAGAAAGAAUGUUGUCCUGGUUUCACAUGUGAUUAUGUUAUUGGUGAAGAUAGAAGAUUGAAAGGGCUUUUCUGGGCUGAUGAGCAAUCAAAAAAAAUUAUACAGUGUUUGGUGACAUAUUUGGUUUUGAUGCUACUUAUAAAUCAAACAAGUAUGAUUUGGUUUUUGUACCAUUUACUGGUAUUGAUAAUCAUUUUAGGAAUGUCACAUUUGGUGGUGCAUUACUUGGUUCGGAGACUGCAGAUUCUUAUAGAUGGCUUUUAAGGUGCUUUGUUA
Helianthus annuus (common sunflower) is the source of this 418-nucleotide messenger RNA. RefSeq lists its product as uncharacterized. The transcript is spliced from 2 exons. The record is from RefSeq and is a predicted model, not a curated record. Lineage: Eukaryota; Viridiplantae; Streptophyta; Magnoliopsida; Asterales; Asteraceae. The coding region runs from base 14 to 406 and encodes 130 amino acids.